AUGAUUGAAGGUGAGCAUACAGUGGGAGAUACAAAUAGAGGAACGAGAAAAAGAAAAAUAAAUACUACCUCAAAAGAACGUAAGAGAGAAAUAAGAUAUUCAAAUUUAGACCCAGAUUUACUGAAUUUUAAAAAUAACUGCGACCAUAGAUCAAAAAGAUUUGAAUGUAUGGAACUUUUGUUGGCCGACAUAAAAAUCAUUGGACAGAACUUCUACAAUGACGAAAAAAAGAACAAAAAUGCGCAGGAUAACAAAUUAGCUCAGAUGAUGAAUGUAAAGGAAAUAAAAAGGCAAAGGAAGAGAAAGAAUGGAAAAUCACACGAAUUUCACACAGAAUUUUAUGUUUGGCAUAAUAGGAAAAAAGUCUUUGUUUGCCAAAAAUUAUUUUCAUCCAUUUUUAAUUGCGGCCCAAGAAGAAUUCAUACAAUAGUAAGAAAAAAGAUGCAAGGCAUUGGUAUAAAAGACAAUCGUGGUGGGGACAGGAAGUCCAAGAAAAAUGCACUCAAACUAGAAAGUGUCAUGAAGUUUUUAUCGUCUUUGAGGGGUCAUGAAAGCCACUAUGGUAGAGGCAAGUCUAGAAGAAUCUAUUUGUCAUCUGAAUUAAACAUAAAAAAACUCUGGAAGAUGUAUAAUCAUCAAGUUCAAGAUGAUUCACUCCAAACAAACUACAACGAUGCUGAACUGGAUAUUGCAAACAACCUUCUGGAAAGUGAAGAUGACAUCGAGUUAAAAGUUUCUGCACAGGAAGAUGACCCAAAAGUAUCGCGAAAUGGCAUAGGUGAAAGUUCUUCAGAUGAAAGUUCGCCUGAAGAGCCUCUAGAUAAUUCUGGAAAUAUUUCACGGCAAUCCCCAGUUCUAGUUGCACUCCCUGUUACACCCUUAAUAAAUAGGCCAACCAGAACUGCUGACUCUUGGAUGGAGAGUAGUAAGAAAGUCCUUUAG
Molecule: messenger RNA, 942 nt
Organism: Acanthoscelides obtectus
Lineage: Eukaryota; Metazoa; Arthropoda; Insecta; Coleoptera; Chrysomelidae
Source: the annotation of a GenBank genome assembly